AUGGCCUCUGAAGAAGCAUCCGGAACAGCCCCCUCCACCUCUCUGUACCUCCCAUCGUUCGAAUACUUCCGCUCCGAGCUGGACGAACACCAUGACCGCCGGGAGAGAAUCAUCAAAGCUAGCCGGGACAUCACUGCAGCUUCCAAGAAGAUAAUCUUCACACUCCAUCGCGUCCGCCAACUGCAGGCGCCACUCCCACAGAACGUGAUCAAAGGCAAUGCCCAAUACUACGAAACCAUCUCCAAGCAAUUCGCGUCCGUCUCCGCCGACCUCCAAGGCCUGAAUGCUCAUCGCUAUGCUCGUCAGAUCAGCGGCGGAUGCCAGGAGUAUUUCGAAGCAGCCUCGUUCGAGCAUUACUUGACCAACGCCCGGAUCCUGCCGUACGAUGAAGCGGCAGCGCAGGUCAAGAAACUAGAUGCCGAGGGGCCUGGCAUCGAGCUGAGCAUGGAAGACUACAUCCUCGGAAUCUACGACAUGACUGGCGAGCUGAUGAAGUUCGCCAUUACGUUCAUGGCUACUAACCAAGCUCUGCCUGCCAUUUCUUCUCCCGCAGAGGGCGGAAAUGUUUCGCAACGCAAUCUGCUCACGGAUAUGCGGGACCUGCGUUCGGCGCUGGAGAGCUUGGAUGCCGGAUAUGGACCGUUUGCCAAGGAUGUUGAUAAGAAGGCCGAUGUGAUGCGGGCGAGUGUGGAGAAGGUUGAGAAGGCGCUGUAUGGGUUGACCGUGAGAGGGGCUGAGAGGCCGAAGGGGUGGAUGCCUGACGUAGAGGCUGGACGUGCUUUGGAGGUGGAGGGCUGA
Messenger RNA from Saxophila tyrrhenica, 798 nucleotides. RefSeq lists its product as uncharacterized. Lineage: Eukaryota; Fungi; Ascomycota; Dothideomycetes; Mycosphaerellales; Extremaceae. The coding region runs from base 1 to 798 and encodes 265 amino acids. Gene Ontology annotation, cellular component: nucleus; cytoplasm. The record is from RefSeq and is a predicted model, not a curated record. Gene Ontology annotation, molecular function: RNA endonuclease activity; RNA binding; sequence-specific DNA binding. The transcript has 3 exons.